This is a messenger RNA of Neoarius graeffei (lesser salmon catfish), 12042 nucleotides long. RefSeq names its product phosphofurin acidic cluster sorting protein 1-like. Bases 189 to 2921 code for a protein of 910 amino acids. NCBI's taxonomy places the organism in Eukaryota, Metazoa, Chordata, Actinopteri, Siluriformes, Ariidae. Gene Ontology annotation, biological process: protein localization to plasma membrane. The transcript is spliced from 24 exons. Gene Ontology annotation, molecular function: transmembrane transporter binding. The record is from RefSeq and is a predicted model, not a curated record.
UUUCCGCUUCCUGCACACCCACUAACCCUCCGCACUGUCUCGCGCGAGCCUCCCAGUAACACACACAUCCGCUUGUUUCGCUGCGUGAAUCCCGCGGAUUGCGGGGCUCCGCUCGCCCUGCAGGACCCGCGUUUGGAUCAGAACCCCGGCCCGGGUGUGCAGCGGCUCGGCCGUCAGAGCAGAGCAGCAUGUCGGAGCGCGGAGGAGCUGCUGGAGGAGGAGGAGGGCUGCCGAGGAGCGGAGGCGCUCCGUGUCCGUCUCCACAGCCCUCCAAGCCGGUGGCGAUCACCUCCAACCGGCCGGUGCACAUGAACCUGUUCGCCACCUGGGAGGUGGACCGCUCCUCUCCGAGCUGCGUGCCCAGGCUCUUUAAUCUGACGCUGAAGAAGCUGGUCAUGCUGAAGGAGCUGGAUAAAGAUUUGACGUCCGUGGUCAUCGCUGUUAAGCUGCAGGGCUCGAAGCGAAUUCUCCGCUCCAAUGAGAUCUUAUUGUCUUCAGCUGGACUGACAGAAACAGACUUACAGCUCACGUUCUCUCUGCAGUAUCCUCACUUUCUGAAGCGUGAUGCCAACAAACUCCAGAUCAUGCUGCAGAGGAGGAAGCGCUACAAGAACCGCACCAUCCUGGGCUACAAGACUCUGGCACUGGGACUCAUCAAUAUGGCCGAGGUGAUGCAGCACCCUACAGAAGGAGCUCAGGUUCUGGGUUUACACAGCCAGCUGAAGGACGCGUCGGUGCCUGUGGCCGAGGUGCGAGUUUACUCUCUCUCCAGCCAACCCAUCGACCACGAGGGACCCAAAGCCAAGAUGAACGAUCGUUCUCCAGACAUCGACAACUACUCCGAGGAGGAGGAAGAGAGUUACUCAUCAGAGCAGGAGGGGAGCGAUGACCCUGUUCAUGGACAGUAUCUGUAUGAUGACGAUGAUGAGGUGAGAAAGAAGAAACCUCGACGUAAACUCACAUCUGGGGCUGCCAUCACUCGACAACCCAACAUCAAGCAGAAGUUUGUGGCCCUGCUGAAGAGGUUUAAAGUGUCAGAUGAGGUCAGUUUCGGAUUGGAGCACGUCUCACAAGAGCAGAUCCAGGAGGUGGAGGAGGACCUGGACGAGCUCUAUGACAGCCUGGAGAUGUACAACCCGAGUGACAGCGGUCCAGAGAUGGAGGAGACGGACAGCAUCCUGAGCACGCCCAAACCCAAACUCAGGCCGUUCUUCGAGGGAAUGUCGCAGUCCAGCUCUCAGACGGAAAUCGGCAGCCUGAACAGCAAAGGGAGUCUGACCAGAGACCCUUUCAGCCCGCAGGGGGAGCAGCCUCCCUCAGACAAGCUCAAACACUCACGCAGCCGCAACCUGGACGAGACGACGACCGAACCGGACAUCUCAGAGGUGAAUGAUCAGGAGCUGUUCCCAGAAAUGGCACCAUCCAUUAUGGUGUCCGUGGCCGAGAAACCACGUACACCACUGAAGACCAGCAAGAGCGAGGGGCAAACCAUGCCUUCUCCUAGGUUGGAUGGGACACACACACCCCGGCAGAAACGCAACACUCCAAUGAAAGAGCGGCAGCUCUCUAAACCACUGAGUGAACGAACCAACAGCUCAGACAGCGAGAGGUCACCUGAACUAGGACACAGUACACAGGUCCUCAGGAAAGCUGUGUAUGAUCAGUUGAAUCAGAUUUUGUUGUCUGAUACAGCAUUACCCGAGAGCCUCAUCCUCGUUAAUGGCAUCGACUGGCAAGGCCAGUAUGUAGCAGAGCAGUUACAGGUUCAGAAGCACCCAGUAGUGUGUACAUGUUCAUCAGCAGAGAUUCAGGCCGUUCUCUCGGCUGUACUGACGCGCAUCCAGAAGUUCUGUAACUGUAACUCGUCCAUGCCGCGGCCCGUGAAGGUGGCAGUAGUCGGAGCUCAGAGUUACCUGGGUGCCAUCCUGCAGUUCUUCGUCAGUCAGCUGGCCAAUAAGACGUCUGAUUGGCUGAACCACAUGCGCUUCCUGGUUGUUCCUCUGGGUUCCCACCCCGUUGCUAAGCACCUGGGUGCCCUUGACAACCGCUACAGUUCAGUUUUCCUAGAUGGAGCAUGGAGAGAGCUGUUCAGUCGCUCAGAACCUCCACAAUCAGACAUGAUGGAUGUAGCAGGUCAUAUCACUCAGUACAUCAGUGGAGCGUCUCUCACCCAUCAGCUCCCCAUCGCCGAGGCCAUGCUGACCUGCAAACACAGGACGCGCGAGGAGGAUUCCUAUCAGAAGUUUAUCCCGUUUAUAGGCGUUGUGAAGGUGGGGCUGAUUGAGCCGGGUCAGUCGUCUACAGGUGAUGCUGAAGAGGGCGUGUCUGUCAAUUUGGCCGUCCCCUCGACGUCUCCGCCCAGUCACGGCUCUCCCUCCAGUCUUAAAGAGACGGCCACACCCCCUUCGUCACCUUCUAUGGGUGCUGUUUUAACCGUACAGGGGAGCCCCAGCAUGUCUCACGGCGUGGACGCUAUCGGUCUGCAGGUGGACUACUGGCUGGCGUCUCUGGCUGAGAAGCGGCGUGAGAGCGAGAGGAGAGACACGGGCUGUAAGAACACUCUGAAGAGUGCGUUCAGGUCCCUGCAGGUCAGCCGUCUGCCUGGAGCCAGUGCCGGCGAACCCCACGCGCCCGUCAACACCAUGUCCAUGACCGUGGUCACCAAAGAGAAGAACAAGAAAGUGCCAACCAUUUUCCUGGGGAAGAAGCCGAAAGAGAAGGAAGUGGACUCUAAGAGUCAGGUGAUCGAAGGCAUCAGUCGACUCAUCUGCUCAGCCAAGCAGCAGCAGACCAUCCUGAAGGUGUCCAUUGAUGGUGUGGAAUGGAACGAUGUGAAGUUCUUCCAGCUGGCAGCUCAGUGGCCGACGCAUGUGAAGUACCUCCCAGUCGGACUGUUCGGUUACAGCAAGCCUCCGUCCUAGGAACCGCCCACUCACACUCUAGCUCCGCCCCUUCGCCCCAUUGCAGCAGUCACCCCAUUGCACCCGGCUGUAGCAGGGCUGUAGGAGGGAACCUGCCUAAAUGUUCAUAUCCUUUCAGAGAGCUGGCGUGUGGGACGUGUGGGCGUGGCUCAGACGGACUUUACAUGGCGCUAGUCACUUUUAUUUCCAAGAAGGUCCUCAAGCACCAGUAGUGUGGGACAAGCACAAAAUGGCAGAAGCCUUCAGUCUACCGCCAAUCAUAUACCUGUUACAGAGCAUGAGGAAAAUCAAGAAAUCCAAAAUAUUACCCUUUGACCUAAACGAUCGGCUCCAAUUUCAGAGUUUGAACAGAACCAGCAAACGGUGUUGACCUCUGACCUGCAUGUUUUAAACUACUGCACCCCCAAUCCACUAGGAACAUUAGUGUUAUUAUGCAACUUGUGUACCUGUGCAUGUGUUAAGGUGUGUGAGCCGUGCAGCUACAGUUAUCCACCUGAAGCUAUGCCGUUUUCUCAUCAGUUCAGGCGCGAGGCUUAGGAUUAGCAGUGAAGUGGUCGCUGUGUUCAUGGACUCUGAGUUUUCACUGAUUUUGUACAUAUGUUAGGCUUUUCGUCUUCGCUUUCCGUUAAUUUGAGUAAUUACAAAAGUGGCCUUUUUAGAACAUGUAGCUCAGUUAAGGGUUUUAUUUCUUUUUUUUUUUUUCCUCUCUCUCUCCUUUGAGCCAUUUCUCCAAAGAUCACACUGGCCAAUGCGAAUGUAAACCGUCACGUAAACCUGACCGAAUGUAAAAGGGUCAUAAAGUCAGCAUGGUUACCACGGCACUGACCAGCAUUUCAUUUAUCCCUGUAAAUGCUACGUCAUGAGGGGGAACUGCACUCCUACGGUGUCACACGUCUCAUAUGGGAUUCAUGAUUAAUUUCCAGCUUGCUUGAAACUGUCCGUCUGUCAGCCAGCGCUGUUCUCGCGAGCAUCUUCAGCAGAAUUUUGCCACUUUUUCGACGGGCUGGAUCCCUGGUGGUUGUUGAAAGCUAUGCACUUCCAUUAAACCGCUCACAUGACACACACAUUCACUUGUGAAGCACAACGUUGGAGGUGAGCUGACCCCUUUAAAGCAAACGGUGAAUGAGCGUGAUCAUUGCCAGUUAGCAUGCUGUCACUGCUGGGGUAUAUUACUCAUUUCAAGGGAUAUCACACACACACACCAUGUGAUUCUUCAUCAUGAACAUUUACAGGGUUUCAUUUGAAAGUAGAAGCAAAGGCUAGAAGUGAACAAGUGAUCACAUGACGGUAUGUUAGUUACGGUUUAUGAAAUUGCUCUCGUCUUAAAUCUCCAAAAUGUUUGACCACGGGAGCAGAGAGUUGAUUAGUUUAUUAUUUAAAGGUGCAAUAGUGAAGAUUGUUCAUGUCUUACCAGUAAAAAUAAUGCGCAAUAAUAAGCCAUUGUUUCAGAACAAGUGUAUUUUAUUGUCCUCUUGUCAGUCAUUUUAUAGCCACGCCCCCAGCACCCUUUCACAUCCUCUUAUUCUCCUCGUUAAUGAGUGUAAGCUUUCAAGCAUUUGAAUAUCUGAACGCGCUUGAAAGUAAAGGCGUGAUGGUUCUUGCUCAUGCUAUCUAGUUCAACUGUUGUAACAUUUGGGGCGGAGCUUUGCAUACAUGGGUAGGAAUGAAGGAGGGCUCAAUAAGUUAAAAAAAACCUAAAAAAUAAAACAACCCCCUGACAUUUCAAUCAUAUUCAGUUAUGCUUAUUUCGAGACCUGUUUUCCACCAAGCUUACCUCAUGCACCUUUAAAUAUAAAUUAGCACUUGCUAAUUUCGGUCUCAGGAUGCUGGAUAUCUCCAAAACAGGGAGGCUGAUUGGGUCGUGAAAUUGGUGCGCUGAGUCCUUUACGCAUUGCUCAGGAAUCAACGUCAAUAACAAGCUGGAUUUACACUGUGCAAGUUUGGCUGUUGCAGACAAAAAUCACAUUGUACAUCGUAAAAUAAUUCUUUGAACCAGAGCUGAGAUCAGCAGACUUGGGACGUUUCAAGGCAUGUGCAACUGUGACCAGAGAAAGAAGCUUCCAGUGGUUGUGUAAAACUCGCGGGAUGGCUACAGAUGUUUUUGAGCACGCAGUCUGCUGUAAAGCGAACGGACAGGAAAAUAUCCCUAUUAUUAUAAAGACGCUUUGGAAAAUGGACAGUCCAUCUUGUCCUCCAUUUCUCCCCAGUUCCCUCCAUCCCACGUCAAAUACCAACCAGGGAUUGUAAAGGCGAACACCAUGCUUCCUCCGAGACACGUAAAACCAGCCAGUCCUGCUUUUUUUUUUUUAAACUGCUGCUCUCGCUGCAUCACAUGGCAGUGUAACACCAUCAGAGGAAAACGUUAUCCACGGUCUUCCUCAUACACACGCUCUCUCCUACGCAGAUACGGUAACACAUCCCAAUUUUGGUCUUGGACUUCAAAACGUGUUUUCUCCUGACCUAGGUUUCUCCACAAGCCCAGAUUGUGCCGUUAACAGAAGCGGAAUGUUGUCGUUUUCUUUAAUUAUAGGUUGGCCAUUAGAGAAUCUUAGGGAACAUAUAAUCCUACAGCCUGUUACAGAAUUCAGCCAAGAUUUUAUUGGGAACAUCUCGUACAAUGUGAUGAGCAGCAAUCUUAAGACAGCUGAAAUCAGCGUAAAGCACAGUUCCACGACUCUCUUUUAAUGAGAACUAGGAACUGUUUCAGAACUACUCAGUUCCUGGAUGAGUUCCUCAACUGCAUUGGCGUAAGAUAAAUCCAGGUUAGUUUUCUGUGUGGGGAGGAGGGGUUCUGGAUAUUCUCCAGAGUAACUUGUGAUAUUCAGUGCGACAAACCCCAGUUUCUGCUUUCAAAAAAAAAAAGGUUCCUGGAAGUACAGCAUCAGGAUGAGAACAUCACUACAGCUUGCUGAAUUGAGCCAAUACACAUAUUUCUUUUUCUGAUAAGGAAAUGACCACUUGUGUUUACUUGAAGCUACACUCCCUGGUUUCCGUGAUGUUCUCCAUGAUCCAGAAUCACAUGCGACACAGUGUGGAUCAAACCCAGGAGCCGUCGUUAUCAGUCUUAAACAUACGAGUCUGAAAUCCUGGAGCUCCAGUCUCCCUUUACCUGCUAAGCUGCUGCAGGGUUCUCAUAACAUGCAGCUUCUGUAGAAGUGAUGGUCUACUUUUGUUUAGAACGUGUGUGAUGUGUACGUGUUGGUGUUCAAGUGAUGAUGAUUUUAGUCUGUGAAAUGUUCUGAACUUUGAAAUAACGUUGUGCUACAGUAAGAGUGAUGAGUCUUGGUGUGUGUGUGUGUGUGUACGUGGUCGCUGAGCAGAUUUGUGGUGUAAAUUUUUAACAGUACGUCGACUCCUGCAUCGUGACGCAAGAUCACCCGAGAGACGUUGGCCGAUGCCGGAGAAAUUACAAGGCGUUUCAUAAGGAGCAUGAACGCAAAAAAUGAUGACUUCUCAGACUAAAGCUCUGCAGACGCUACACUCAGUAGCGUAAAAGAUGACCAGAAAAUAAUGUGUAUAGUUGUAUUGUAAAGGAAUUUUUUUCUGUGUCAUGACAUCGCAUUCUAACGCAACUCAUUUCAGUCUGAUACCAAGUCCAACCCAGGUGUGGUAAAAGUAUUACACGCUCGUGUUACAGUUCAGACGGGUCAGUAUUUUCUGGAGUGGAUGUUAAGCAAUAGUAUUUUCUAUCGUGUUUUUUUUUUUCUUUUUUUCCAUUGGAAUGCAUUGCUGAGUAAAUUAAUAUAAAGUCGUGCUUUUAUAUUAAGGUUCCCUUAAUAGCAUGAACUACAGCAGCGAUUCGUCUCGCACGAUAGUUUUGUUGACUUUCUGAUUCUGUACGUUUCUAUUAGCAAGUCCUUCACAGCCACCUUCCAAAUCUGGACCUAAUACUAAACGGGUUGGAAACGAGAACUGUUGUAAAUCCUAAAAAUGUGUCACUGAUCAGAUGAAGUUGUAAGGACACGUUUAUUUAAUAUUCGUAGAAGGAGUCUCCAGUGUCAGCACUUUUUUUUUUUUUUUUUUUUUUUUUUAGAAGUACAGUAACGGGAAAACCUUCAGGAGUUUGCUUUUUGCUGUUUCUUAUUAACAUGGAAAAGCGGUUUAUUUAAUUUUUUUUAAAUUAAUAUUCAUAUUAACUUCGAGAUCAGGAAAGGAAGGGGAAAGAAAACCUGGUGAUGGAAUGACUUUCUAGCUAUCAUGGAUGUAAUUGUAAUUUUGUAAUAUUUUAUUUAAACAGGGACGGUGCACAAUAAAAUAUUAACCUUGUAUAAAGCAAGAAGAGAUGAAUUGAACCAGGUUUUAGCAAGUCGCCGUUUUCUGCCCGUAGUCCCUGCGCAGGUAGGUGGCGCAUACAGUGAAUUAAAAUCAGUAACAGAAUUCGCAAAAUUGCAAUGAUAAUUUUAUCAAUAUGCACAUUCGCACAUCCUAAAAGCAAUUAUGCCCCCAAAACCAACAACAACUUUUUAUAAAUAUGUUGUCUAACAUUUACAUUUUCUGGAUUAAAAGUCCAAUACAAUUUUCUCCCAAUUAAAGAGUACUCAUUGGUAAAUUAAUAUGGUAUAAGAGGAUUAAAGUGCGCUCUUUGUGAUGUGCUCUUAUAGGAAAAUAAUCCUAUAUAAUGGCAACCUGUGGGGAAGCUAUGGCCUAACGGUUAGAGAAGCAGCUUAGGGACCAAAAAGUCACUGGUUCAAUUCCCUGGAUCAGCAAUAAUGGCUGAAGUGCCCUUAAAGCAGAACUGAAGGCAGAUUUUUUUAUUUUUAUUAUCAAAAUUCUAUUUCUCUCAUUUUAUUAAAUACCGGAAUGCAUUUCUGAUCGUUAUUUUGUCGCUGCUAUAGCAAGUUCUGAGUGUUUGAAAUAUGCUCUGUAAUAUCAGUCCAUAGGUCAAAGCGACGGGCGUAAACGAGAUUCGCUGAGACCUGUGCGAGACAUCGUAGGACGGAAUUAAAACGUACAGCGGAAAUCAAAGCGACCAACAUCUGCCAACGUUGUCAAAAGACGCGCGCGCCCUCUUUCAAAUGCUGAUGGAAUCAAGCUGGAAGUUUUGUUUGUUUUGAUAGUGAUCAGGAACGUUUGAAAAAAGUAGGCAGUAAUCAUCAUUGAAACUCGUUUUUGUGCAAUACUUCGUUUGGGAAAACAGUUUUCAAAAUGGCGGCACUGACACCUGGCUGACACGUCACGUUUCGAAGUCUCGCACAAGUCUCGUGAAGAUCGCGCGGAUAAGUGCCGCCUGCUGUGGACCAAACGAACUAAAUUCAACACGGCUAAAAACCGAAUAGGCCGAUAAGUAUAAUAUUUAAUUGCAAUUAGUUGCCAAUACGAGUCAUGAUAUAAGGUUACUAAAACCGAAAACGGAAUUGAAGAACACGUUAAUUAAGAAAUAAAGCAAGUUUAAAAAUGACUUCAGUUCCCCUUUAAGCAAAACAACCUGCUCCCCAGGUUACUCUGGGAAUGCUGUGGAGAAGAACAUCUGCUAAAUGCCAGUAAUGUAAUAUGUAACGCAGGUCCAGAGCUUCACAUCAAGUCACACCACCACGCCAUUGAGUAUUGUAGGAGUAAAAAACAGUAGGAUGUUCUGUGAUGAUACAAAAUCUACACUUGUAUUAAUUGAUGUUGUGACCAUUAUGAAGUAAUGCUUUAAUACAGAAGAAGAAGAAACCUUUAUUUAUCUCACACAUGCUCGAGCACAGUGAAAUUCCUCCUCUGCAUUUAACCACGUGCUACAGCGCCCAGGGUGCCUUGCUUAAAGGCACUUCAGCCCAACCUCAGGCCAUGGCUGCCCCAUGUUAGCCUAACCUGCAUGUCUUUGGACUGUGGAGGAAAACCGCACAGACACGGGGAGAACAUGCAAACUCCACACAGAAAGGCCCCCGUCAGCCGCUGGGCUCGAACCCAGAACCUUCUUGCAGUGAGGUGACCGUGCGAACCACUACACCACCGUGCUGCUUUAAUACAGUGUGUUGUAGCUGGUUAUUUGACAAAAUUGAAGCAAGGCUGAAUGACGGGGGCCAAUAUUUACAGCUAGUGAUCAGAGUUCAGCUGAUUGUCACGUUGCGUGACCUUUAAUUGAAUCCCAGACCACCUUUCAAAUCAACGAGGUAUUUUUUUUCAUACUACUAAUAAUAAUAAUAAAGCCUAAAGUAUAGUCAAGAAUUUUGAGCAGAAGUUAGCUAAAGCCUAGGUCACAACCGGACGUACGAUUUUUUGGCCAUGCGAGUUUUGGCGUUUCCCAAAUCGCUGCGUUUUUUUUUUGUUCAUGGAGAAAGACGCACGUUGGCCGUAAGUUUGUCUUGCAACCUGAAAAAAACGUAAGCGCCCGUAGAGUUUGUUUGACAUGACAAAGAACCUCUGCGGCCAGUCUACGGCUCAAAAAUCAGCACGUCACACACGCACCCUCCUUGCGUUUUUUUGCACGUAGACCGGCCGUAGGAGCACGUACGGCCGGUUGUGACUGAGGCUUAAAGCUAGCAAAGUUCAAGCAAGCAUGAUUGACAGGAAAGUGGAGACGCCUGCUUGUCUUGAUUGAUUAGAUGUUGGUGGUUCGCAUCCAUUUAACGAACCUGGACUGGAGUGCUGACAAACACUGGAGUUUCUCUUCUCAGCAGAUAUUUUAUUGAAGCGGCUAAAUUAUAAAGAGAACGUCACCGAAUAUUACGGAAGAUUCUCCCAAAAUAAAAUCCUUGACAGCACCUUUAAAGCUAAAGUUAGUUCCCAGAACCUUAAUGUUGAGUCACCAGUGAGUCAUUACACAACACUAGUGACCACCUUCCACUGAUAUUGUGUGAUAUAUAUGAAAUGUACAAAUGAUUAUCCAACAAAAAAAAUCCGAACUAGGCCAUGUAAAUGAGCCAUGUAAAUGAUUUUGAGUCAGGAUGACGCAGGCGUGGUUCUGUAUUAAAUACUCCUUCACUCAGACUCGGAUCAGGAAUCGGAUCGUUAAUAAUUCUGUCUUUCUGGCUGCCGUCAUUCCUGUAGGUGGUGCACGAGCGAGUGUGUUUUGUAUCAAACGUGAUUGUAAUUCACGCUGAUUGUUUGUUUGUUUCCCAGAGAUUCUUUGUGCAAAAUCCUUUAAUGGUGAACUUGUUGUUUAAUAAGAACUUUCCCGGAUGCACACAUCCCUGGUUUUAUUAUUUUAUUAUAUAUGUAUGGAAUAUUUGAUGCUGUUAAGUGCAAAAAGGGAACACGGAGGAUGUAAAAUGCUGCUGCCAAAAAAAAAGUCAGCUGUUACAUUUUAUAUACAUUUGUGUGCGCGUUUUGAUGUAAUUGUCAAGUAUGAUCACUUUUAACCAAUGUCACCUGUUUCAGCGCGGCAGCAUUUUAAGAGAUGCAUUUCAUUCCGUUUCAUUUCCAGUAACCCUUCCGUCAUGUUGGUGUCGUCUCUCGUGCUCUGAUUGUGGACUGUGUGUAUAUUUUCUCUCUCUCUCUCUCUCUCUCUCUCGAUGUGUGGUGUUGAGUGUGUUAUGAUGCCUGGCUGUAUCUGGCCCCGUGUUUGGUGUGACGUGAAGGUUUGUUGUGUGGAUCACACGAACAACAGACUUCUUGCAAAGUUAAUUGUAGUUUUGUUCUUUCCACUUCAGCCCAAGAGCCUGGUUUACUAAAGCAGUUAGCAGAAAAAAAAAAAAAAAGUGAUCGAGACUGGUGUAUCUCAGGCUACGUUCACACUGCAGGCUGAAGUGACUCAAAUCCGAUCUUUUCGCCCAUAUGUGACCUGUAUCCGAUCUUUUAUUGACAAUAUGAACGACACAGAUCCGAUUUUUUCAAAUCCGACCCAGGCCGUUUGGAUAUGUGGUCCUAAUUCCGAUUCCUAUCCGCUCUUUUCAUAUGCGACUUCAGUCUGAACCGCCAGGUCGCAUUCAUCCGACUUGCACGUCAUCAACAAGCCACAAAGGUCACUAUUCUGCGCUGAAGUAGGCGGCGGGUCUCUCAAAAAAAGUUACAACAACAUGGCGCAUAAUCACGGGCGCAGAUAGAGGGUGGGACUCGUCCCACCCAGAUUUAAAUUCACUUCGUUCGGUCCCCCCCACUUUGCAUAAGGCAAACCUCACGGAAAAAUCAAAAGACUAAUUACCAUUCGGUUUAUUGAGGUGCACGGCAGUACAUACAUAGUUGCAACAACUCACAUAAAACCAAACAAAGACUGAUAUUCGGUUGGUUGAGCUGCGCAGACUGCACAGGUUGCGAGCUCGAGCUUGGUUGCUAUGGUAACCCACAACAAGUUUGACAGGCAUAUCGGGGUUGGGGUUGGUUUGCUGGCAGCUUUGUCCCCCUCAGUUUUUUGUCCCCCCCAGUUCAAAAAACGUAUCUGCGCCCCUGCGCAUGACAUCAAUGCGAGGGACGCUUCGGGCUGUGAAGUUUCUGAAUCUUCUCAAUGGAAGGACGCAGAGGUUAGGGAGCUGAUUUCCAUUUGGGGGGAUGCAGCUAUUCAAGCUGGAUUGGAUGAGUCAUACCGCAACCGGGCGGUUUUACUUCCGUAAACACUGGCCAUGCUCACUGCGUGUGACGUCGUCGUAUCCUGCAAUGCGCAUGCGGAACACUUUUAGGUCGCUUUUCGUUCAUACUGAGGAUCACAUACAAGUCGCAUAUAUUUGUUAAUGUGAACGACCUCACAAAAAAAUCGGAUUUCACAAAAAAAUCGGAAUUGAGCAUUAAGCCUUGCAGUGUGAACGUAGCGUCAGUCACUGAUCAUGAAAACUGCAUGUGUGCUUUAGUAAAGAAGGCCCUGGGUGUGUCAGCCUGAUAUCGAAAGAAUAUUCUUCUUGAAUUCCACAAGCAUUGGUGUUUUCUGGUCUUUGGCUCGCGCUAAACCUCAAGGCACAGUGAGGCAGUAGAUUAGCACUUCACUAUAGAAGCUGAGCUUGUGGAUUUAAAAAAGUUUUUUGGUUUUUUUUGCACGUCAUAGUUUGUUUUAGCAAUCCUCAGCCACUUGCCUAUACAAUCUCAACAGUGCUUGUACAUAUAUUAAGAAGUGCUUGUAAUAUGAACCGGAGUUCUUUUAUUGUUAUUUUUUUUUAUUCAACAUGUUUUUGUAGUAACUGCCUUUUCAUGAUUUCAGUUGUCGAUGGGGUAAUGUGUGGGAUAAAAUGAAAGUGUUCAUUUUUUAAAAUAAAAACACACCUUAUUUGUA